Molecule: messenger RNA, 900 nt
Organism: Monascus purpureus
Lineage: Eukaryota; Fungi; Ascomycota; Eurotiomycetes; Eurotiales; Aspergillaceae
Source: the annotation of a GenBank genome assembly
AUGCGCCGAGCCGUGGUAACCUCCCUCCUCCCUCUCUGUGCCUACGGGGUCAACAUCAUCUCCUCGAAUGACGAUGGUUGGGCGGAGAUCAACAUCCGCGAACUGUACGACUCAUUGACGUCCGCUGGGCACUCAGUCGUUAUUUCUGCGCCGGCAGAAAAUCAAAGUGGCAAAGGCUCUCUUGAUGCCACUCCCACCGCCUUGAGAGACCCCUGCGAGUUUAACAGCUGUCCCGCUGGAAGCCCCCCGUACGGCUUCAAUGCCUCUGAGCCGCGUUUCAACUAUGUGAACUCCUUCCCCCUAACGUCCAUGAAGCAUGGGAUCGAUUCCCUGGCUCCACGGUUCUUUGGCGACUCUCCAGUGGACCUGGCGGUUUCGGGGCCAAAUGUUGGCGCCAACCUGGGAGCAGCGGUAUUCUUUUCUGGGACAGCGGGUGCAGCCACAUAUGCUGCCAAUGAAGGCGAAAUUCCCGCCAUUGCCUUCUCCGGUGCCUCAGGUAGUCAGACCGCCUGGAACGUCACACCCCCGGCGUACAGCCCGAUCUAUGCGGAAUUGGCUACAAAUCUUACAAACCGGCUGCUUGCAUCGGACCAACCGUACCUCCCCAAGGACGUCUGGCUGAACGUGAACUUCCCCGAAGUAAGCGAUUCCAGCUGUAAUAACGUACAAGAUUUCGAAUUUGUCUUGUCGCGGAUAUUCCCGGCCGUCCCGUUGGUCACACCCGAUGAUGUCGAAACCUGUGGGAGCAAGCGCCUACCAAUCGAUAUCCAGGUGAUGGCGACAAAGGGCUGCUACGUGAGUGUCUCGGUGGGCGUCGCUAGUACUAAGUUGGAUGCCAGUGCAGACGCGCAGAACGUGGUUUUGGAGAAAUUGGGCGGUCUUCUCACUUGUUUGCCUUGA